Guillardia theta CCMP2712 is the source of this 681-nucleotide messenger RNA. RefSeq lists its product as hypothetical. Gene Ontology annotation, molecular function: protein binding. The transcript has a single exon. The coding region runs from base 1 to 681 and encodes 226 amino acids. The record is from RefSeq and is a predicted model, not a curated record. Lineage: Eukaryota; Cryptophyceae; Pyrenomonadales; Geminigeraceae.
AUGUCACCGCCGGAAGCGAAGAGGAGCUGGCAGAUGGACGAGCUGGAGCAGUUCGUGGGAGACAAGGAGAAGCCUGACGGCAACCCCGGCUGCUGGCCGGCGCGCUGGGAGACGAGGAGGAAGGCAACAGGGUUCAAGGGGACGCAGAAGAAGUAUAUCUGCACGCACGGGAUGGGGCAUGCGUACGACAAGCCUUGUUGCAAGUGGGAGAUGGUGUGCGAGUACGUGAGCGAGGUGGAGGGAGAGGUCGCCGGUUGGGUCGUUCUGCGCGUCAUGCCUGAGCACAACCAUGACCUUGACGAGAGUUGCAACCUGGAAGAGAAGAGGAUGAGGAAGCAGCGGAAGAUCGCUAACAACUUCCUCUUCUCGAUGAUGCAUAACGAGCCAUACCAGCCCGUGGGUGGAUCGCGCGCACGGGAGGAGGAGGCGUCGAGGAAGAAGAUCCAGUCCUGGCUGAAGGAGCUCGGGCUGGAGGAGCUGCUGCCCAAGUUUGAGGAAGAGAAGAUCGAUGUCGAGGCGCUGGCGGCGAUGAACGAGCAGGAGCUGAAGGAGGUGGGAGUGGAGAGGAUAGGAGACCGAGCGAAGCUGCGAUCUAGAGCUCAGCGCACUGUUUGCUCGUCGACGAACCCUUCACUUGCGCUGCUGGCGUCGAUGCAGGCUAGGAUGGGGCAAGACGUGUGA